AAGACUGACUUCGGGACAAUUACUGUGACUCCGGACACCGUGACCCGCAAUCCCGGGACAGUCCUGAUCUCUUCCCUCUCUCAGCCCCACCAUCCGUACACGGGCCCCGGGGAGCUUCCGGCUGAUGAGGGAAUGGGAACCGAUGGAUCUCUCAGACAGAGCUGAGCUCCAGCUGUCUAAAUGCAAGGACUGGGAACUCGGAGAAAGGGAACAAAAUCUUUUACAUCAGCUGUUGGGAAAAUCACCUUUGUUCUGCCUCCAAAAACAAACAAGAGAAAAUCUGCAGAUGCUGGAAAUCCAAGCAACACACACGAAAUGCAGGAAUUCAGCAUUAGUACUCUUCCUUAGAUGCUGCCUGGCCUGCUGAGUUCCUCCAGCAUUUUGUGUGUGUUGCUUCUUCUACCUGCUCUUGUUCUGGACUUUUCUACCCAUGAGAACAUGUUUUGACCAAUUCUCUAAAGGUUAAAAACGACAAGGAAUCUAUCUACAGGAAUCUCGAACACAACACGCCAGUUUUUCUGUCUCUGUCCAGAUAUUUAAGAAGUGGGGCAAGGGAUUCACUCGAUCAUCCUUCCUGCUCAGACUGUGGGGAGGGAUUCACUCGACCUUCUGACCGACUGGCAUGCCCGUCACUUCACACAGGAGAGAUCCCGUUCAUCUGCUCAGACACUGGGAAUGGAUUCAGUCCCUCAUCUCAACUGAAUGUACGUCAGCAAGUUCACACUGGGACAAGGCCAUUUACCUGUUCUGUGUGUGAGAAGGAAUUCAGUUGGUCAUCCCACCUGUGGACACACUAGUCAGUUCACACUGGGAAGAGGCUGGUCAUCUGCUGAAUUUCUGGGGAAGGAUUCACUCGGUCAUCUGACCUAAUGGCUCACCAGCAAGUUCACACUGGGGAGCGACCAUUCACCUGCUCGGACUGUGGGAAAGGAUUCACUCGGUCAUCCAAACUACUGGCACACCAGUCAGUUCACACAGGGGAGUGGCCAUUCACCUGCUUAGAAUGCGGGAAGGGAUUCUCUUUCUCAUCUAAUCUGAAGGUACAUCAGCGAGUUCACACUGGAGAGAGGCCGUUCACCUGCUCAGACUGUGGGAAGGGAUUCACUCGGUCAUCCUACCUACAGAGUCACCAGCGAGUUCACACUGGGGAGAAGCCGUUCACCUGCUCAGACUGUGGGAAGAGAUUCACUCGGUCAUCCUACCUACAGAGUCAUCAGCGAGUUCACACUGGAGAGAGGCCGUUCACCUGCUCAGACUGUGGGAAGGGAUUCACUUGCUCAUCUAAUCUGAAGGUACAUCAGCGAGUUCACACUGGAGAGAGGCCGUUCACCUGCUCAGACUGUGGGAAGGGAUUCACUUGCUCAUCCCAGCUACAGAGUCACCAGCAAUUUCACACAGGGGAGAGGCCAUUCACCUGCUCAGACUGUGGGAAGAGAUUCACUCGGUCAUCCUACCUACAGAGUCAUCAGCGAGUUCACACCGGAGAGGGGCUGUUCACCUGCUCAGACUGUGGGAAGGAAUUCACUCAGUCAUCCCACCUACAGAGACACCAGCGAGUUCACACUGGGGAGAAGCCGUUCACCUGCUCAGAAUGUGGGAAGGGAUUCACUCGGUCAUAUGAACUGAAGUUACAUCAGCGAGUUCACACUGGGGAGAGGCCGUUCACCUGCUUAGACUGUGGGAAGGGAUUCACUCGGUCAUCCCACGUACAGAGUCAUCAGCGAGUUCACACUGUGGAGAGGCCGUUCACCUGCUCAGACUGUGGGAAGGGAUUCACUGAGUCAUCCAGCCUACAGAGACACCAGUCAGUUCACACUGUGGAGAGGCCAUUCACCUGCUCUGACUGUGGGAAGAGAUUCACUUCGUCAUCUCACCUACUGAGACACCAGCAAAUUCACAUUGGGAAGAGGCCGUUCAACUGCUCAGACUGUGGAAAGGGAUUCACUCAGGCAUCUCACCUACUGACACACCAGUCAGUUCACACUGGGGAGAGGCCGUUCACCUGCUCAGUCUGUGGGAAGAGAUUCUCUCGGUCAUCCAGCCUACAGAGACACCAGUCAGUUCACACUGGGUCGAGGCCGUUCACCUGCUCAGACAUUGGGAAGAGAUUCUCUCAGUCAUCUCCACCAAAUGUGCAUCAUUGAGUUCGCACUGGGGAAAGGCCAUACACUGCUGUGAAUGUUGGAAGGGAUUCGCUCAGUAAACUAAACUUGUGACACACUACAGGGUUCACACUGGGGAGGAAGUUUCAGUAAGCUGCAUACCAGAUAUUUGUCCAUCACCGUUGCUGAAUGCAAUUUCGAGAGUGACUGUUGGUGCUGAACUCUGCAAUUACUGCUGCUGGUCACCACACCCAGUUCUGCACCAUCAGCACCCAGGGCAUGCCCUUUUCUCACUGUUGCCAUCAGGUGGGAGAUACAGAAGCCUGAAGGCACACACUCAGCGAUUCAGGAACAGCUUCUUCCCUUCUGCCAUCCGAUUCCUGAAUGGACUUUGAAAGCUUUGGACACUUUUUUAAUAUGCAGCAUUUGUGUUUUUACACAUUUUAAUGUAUUCAUUAUGCAUAUUUGAUUUACUUGUUUAUUUACUAUGUUUUAAUUUAUGUAUCAUUAUUAUUAUCUAUGCCAAAAUAUGUAUUGCAUUGAACUGCUGCUGCUAAAUCAACAAAUUUCACUUAAAAUGCUGGUGAUAAUAAACCUGAAACCUGAAACCCUGGUCACUGGGCACGGGAGGAGUUUCUUCUGCUACACAUUCACCUUUAAUGGGACUGGAGUUUAAUAUUCUGGAUCUGAGACAAAUAAAUCAGUUCUAUUGUAAAGUCUGUCUCCGGUACUUAGUGAAUUUAUGACACACCCUGUGUACAGUAAAGAGUCAACUCAGGCCGGCUGGACCCUGCCAGUGAUUCUGUUCCAUGACAGUCCUUUUCAAUCCUCCCCUGUUGUUCCCCUCUCGCUCUCC
Molecule: messenger RNA, 2958 nt
Organism: Mobula hypostoma (lesser devil ray)
Lineage: Eukaryota; Metazoa; Chordata; Chondrichthyes; Myliobatiformes; Myliobatidae
Product: zinc finger protein 229-like
Exons: 2
Coding region: 870-2144 (424 amino acids)
Biological process (GO): regulation of transcription by RNA polymerase II
Cellular component (GO): nucleus
Molecular function (GO): RNA polymerase II cis-regulatory region sequence-specific DNA binding; DNA-binding transcription factor activity, RNA polymerase II-specific
Source: RefSeq, a predicted model, not a curated record